CUCUUUCUUUCUCUUUUUCCCGUGGUCGUUGCAACAACGAGUUUGGUUUCAUUGUGUCGUUGAACAGGGACCGGUGUGUUUUAAAACCGCGAAGCUCUUCUCACGUCACUCGUUUAUAACGUUGUUUAAUCAACAAAUUAAAAAGUUAAAUAAUUAAUUCGCGGUGUGCAAUUUGCGCGCUCAUUUUCACCCGAGUCCUUAAAAUAGCUACCAACCACCUGUGUACUAGAAUAUUACUCCAAUAUCAAUACCGAUAAUAGUACUAUCAUCUUCCUCAUCUUCUUCUUAAAAAUAAUCUAACUAUCCCCAUUAAAACUAAUUUAAAAACUCCAAAAUUUUUUUAAACAGUGACACCGUGAUUUUUAUCAUUUUAAUCUCUGGUAGUUUGGAACGAUGACAUUAUUCCCGUUUAUUCUUCCCAGUGUCUUGUCUCUGCAACUUUAACCAGUAGUACUCGACAACAUAAAGUAUCAUAAAAAUCAGUGUCGCCUGUCUACUUUAUUUACUCAACUUAACUUAAUAUUUUGAUACACACUUACACUACUUAUGCACGCGAUGUGCAUGCAACAUACUUUGUUAUAUAUUAAUAAACUUUAAUAUUCAUCGUACGAAGCCUGAAUUAGCUAAUGUAACCCCUUUUUUAUAUUUCUUCUUCUUCUUAUUUGUAUUUUAAUAAUUAUCAUUAUUAUUCUUAUUCUUCUUCUUAUAAGUAUUCUUAUUCUUCAACUUGUUGAUCGUGUCCGGUUAAAAAACCCGUACUGUCUGGCGUACAGCCUUAACUUUGGUUUGCUUAGCUUUUAUUGCAAUACACUACGUGGUUACAUUUACACACGUCAGUUGACAUCGAGAUUGGGCCCAGGUAGAAACUCCAUCCUCCAAAAAUAGUCCCCAACGAUUUAAUAACCGUUAAGUACAUUGAAUGAGAGCUGAAUACCACCGAUUAGUAUAAUCAGUACAACAACACAACUGAACGUUAUUAUGUGAAUUACUUUAUUCAAUAAAGCAGUUCAGUCAAAUGGAGUUUAGUGAGACAAAUCCAAGACUUUUUAUUUGAGUACUAAAGUUAUUGAAAUGAUCAAGAUGAUCAGAAGAUAUCAUUUAACACGGAUUUUAUUCGACGUGUGACCAAUUAUUGCUGAAAGUUGAAAGAAGGAUGAAGAAUGCCCCGCGUCGGCGGAGAAGGGGAUGGUGGUGGCGAGAACGAGAGGCAGAGCGGUGGAUUGGCGGGAUGGUAUACAGGUGGAGCGACUCGAACUAUGACCGGAAAUACUGGAAAUGCAUACGUCGUUUUAGGUGGUACCAAAUAUGCAAUACGUCUUUCUCAGGAGAGAGUACCAACACCAGCCGUAUCACCAAUACCAACAGACAUCUCAUCGGAGAGCUGUCAAAGAAAGUACUGUUGCCGAAAAAGUGACUCUCGUGAGCGUUUGACAGACACUAGUCUAGUGACGAGCGUUAAAAUGCCGACGUCGGAGAAGAUUUCAGGGCUGAGCGGUAUCGGGGAUUGCUGUUGCAUCGGUCCACGUUCGCGGCUCCCUCUGCCGCGAGGACUGUCCGGAGUAUCAUCACCAAGUCCAAGUGUAUGCUCAUCAAGUGGUGAACGCGGUGGAGGUAACAACAGUGGAAGUAACGCCGGCAAUAGUAACAGUGCCAGUAACAGCGGUGGAGGAAUUUCUAGUUUGGGCGGAAGCAUCGGCAACGCUGCCGUCGAUCGUGCACGAGGAGUAGUUAGAGUAGGAGGACAAUAUUCGCCGCCUCCCACCAGCAGAACAACAACCCAGUCCAACCGACUACCGUCAAACUUAAAUGCUAUUAAUAACUGCGGGGGGCUGCAGCUAAUGGGAAGCCACGGCUCCCAGUUGCAAUCAUCCUCGUCAUCAUCAUCAUCGUCGUCGACAACUGCGGCCGCGAAACCAGCUAAGGCUUCCACCAAUUCAACAAACGCCGUCCUAUCCACUCGUACUUUUGCUCCGACAAUUAACUCUGUCUCUGUGCCGCGACAAAUCGCUCACUGGACCAAACAUCACUCUUUUAAACUACAGGAACAAAACAUACCAGCGGUGGACCGCCUGCACAGAUUUAGAUGGAGUGGGGGCGGAGGAGGAAAUGGCAAAAAAUCCUCUUCCGGCCCCCGCAGCGAAAAAGCCGAGCGUCUUCGCGAAUUGACGGAAAAAAUAAAAAGUACCACCGCACCAAUACCACCACCACGAAAGCCGUCACGUCUUCACGCUUCUCCACCGCCUCCUCCACCGUCGUUACCCACCCAACAGGCUAAUCACAACAAUCAUCAUCACCAUCAUCAUCAUUAUCAUCAGUACCCGCAGUCAAUAACCAACAGACCAACGCCGCGUAAUUUUAUUUACAAUGAAGACCGCCCGGGACUUGAGACUGGUACCGCGGAGAGUAAUAGAAGAAAUAACACCCACGAAAGGACAUUAGAAAGAAGUACAAGUGUCGAUGGUGAUGAUUACCACGAGUAUUCAACAGUUACAGUUAACCCAGUGACGGUCAGCGAUGAAAAACCAAGCGCUUGGUCGUUAAGGACUUCGUGGUCAAAACCCUCACCAGGAAGUGUGAUUAGACAAAAAAGUAGUGACAAUAAUGAUCAAGUUAGACGGGUUUCUUCGGACUUGUACUACAGUGAGCCAAAACACUUGAGGCAGUACAGUGAUUCGUUGGUGGUUGAUAGUGCUAAGUGCCCGGAUCAUCUUUUUGACUUUGCUAAUACUAUUGCAACCUCACCAGCAGCAACGUCUACGACAACAAUAACAAAUCCAUCAGUAUCUGGCGGCAGUGAGAGUGAGGCCAGGGACGCAGUGACCACAUUAGAGCCUCGAACAUCGCUCUUAACUUUCCAUCGAACUGGUGUACCCUUUAGAAGCGCAUCCUUUGGUCAAGUCGACUUUAAUCAAGGUAAUCGUCAUAGAACCCAACCAAUAUCAAAUGUAAAUCGAGUCCAACUAAAGGAUGUAAGAGCAAGUACAUUGCCACGAAGAAGAUCCGGAGCAACGAGUCCAGGUGCUGCGUCUCAAAACAGCCCCAAUCCUGAAAGCCCAAGAGCUUCAAUAGCGAGCGUUGAUAGCGCUGUAGGUUCGACAGAGGGUCUAGGAGCGACUCAAACCCUCGGCGAGGAAGUGAGACCUAGGAGUGACGGGUCUGAUAGUCUGGCAACAUCCAGCGCCUUAACUAGUCCUGAACCUCCGGCGCUAGAGUGUCGAGAAUCCUCGCCUAUCAAUACAGUGCAACCGGAUCCUUGCGCUGAUGAUAAGGAGGAUAAAGUCGAGACUAAAGAAACGGAUGAUAAUGACUCUAAAGGUAUUUUAUUGUUUUAUUUGUUUAGUUUUAGCUUGAUAGAAAGUUUUUGUUUGAUAAAAAGUGAUUACUUAUCAACAGACCGGUUAGAAUUACAUCAAGUAAUAAUCACUCCUCCGUCUGAAGAAUCGCGACUGAGUCAGACAGUUAACGAACCGGUUAAAGUGCCAAGUGAAAAGACCCCCGAGGUGUUAGCGCUCACGGGCAAAGUACGGAGAUAUCGCGGUGACACGAGUAAACGUAGAAAAGGCGUGUACAUAACCCAGUGGCCAGAACCCUCGGAAAAUGACAAAAACAAAUUGUCUGCACAGAGCAGUGAAGAAAAAGACGAAAAAGACGAUAACAGUAAAGAAGAAAGAGAAGAGAAGGAUGAUUUACCGGCUACCUUGAGUGAUGUUUCAGACUGUGAAGGUCAUGUGCCUCGAAGAUAUAGCAAAAGACCACUUCGGGGGCCAUACGGACAAAUGUUAGAAGCAGAAAUGGCUAAGCCACGUAUAGCCGAUUCAGCACUGUCUGAUAGUCUUGGACCAAAGAGAAAAGUAUCUGCGAAUUCGUCAUACAGUGCAGGAAGUAAUAGUAACUCGGAACCACCGACACCGUGCCACCACAGAGCAACUUCCAGUCCGAGUAAGCUAGAAGGUUUACCGGGACCCAGUCCAGAAUUACUGGCCCAGCUUCUUCGCGGGUCGUCUGAACACCCCGCACGGGUGCUUACUACUCACAGAAACGAUACAAGAACGCAUGUCGUGGUGGAGCUUUAUGAUACUGAAAAAUCAUACGUAGAGGCGUUGCAAAUACUAGUCAAUAAAUAUUUGCAAACUCUAAAAAGUUCGGAAAAUUCUGGACUUGUAGACUCAGCAACCGUGGAUGAAAUAUUUUAUCAGGUACCAGCUAUUCUUAGUCAUCAUGAAAUUUUUUUACAACAACUUAAAAAAAGAUUAGAUACUUGGGAAGUUAGUCAAACAAUUGGUGACGUUUUUCUUGAUGUGUUUACAAAGCCCGCGGUCUUAGAAACAUACACUUUGUUUCUUGACAAUUGGAAGGCCGCUAAGAAAGCCAUCAAAGCGACUUGUCAAUCGAAACCAGCAUUUGCAAGAUUUCUCGAGACAAUGGAGCGCGAACACAAAGGAAAACUCGGGCUGGAUCAAUUACUAAUAAAGCCAGUACAAAAAAUUCCUAGAUACGAAUUACUCAUCCAGAGACUAUUGAAACACACCGACACAUCCCAUCCAGAUUAUGAUCUGCUAAUUGCCGCUCAGAAGGAGGUACACGAACUUGUUGUCAAGAUUAAUUGCACCGAACGAGAGUCUCUUGAGUGGGAACAACAACAGACCACCUUGAGGGAAGUUCAGUCAUUAGUUGAAGGUCUAGCCGGAAUUGUUACCAAUGAUAGAGCGUUCAUUCGUCAUGACUUAGUCACCAUAGCUUCCAACCAAGGUACUCGAAAAGAAAGAGCGCUUUUUUUAUUUUCUGAUCUUUUGGUUAUCACUAGUAUUAAGCGAAGAAGUGGGACCAUAAGAAAGCCAUUAACAAGCUCAUGUCCAAACAGUUUGGUUGGACUUCUUGAAGCUAACAAGUACAAGCUGCUUAUGAGAAUUUCUCUAGACGACUUAGAAGUAAUGAAAGCCAAAGACGAAAAUUUAAGAAAAAUGGCUCGUGAAGUAGACCAUUUACGUGAAGACUGCGCAACACUAAGUCAACUGCAAGAACUAACAGCAACUUUACACGGUGCGAAACAUCAGUUAGAUGACAUAAUAAAAGAAAUGCUAUCUCAAACCCAGCGUCAAUUAGCGGAUCGCAAUACAGCGCACUCGCAAUUAGCUUGUUUGGAAUUCACGCUGAACACUCAGUCGGGAAUGGAGAAUAUUUCGAUAAUCUUCACCAAGCCAGACAAGCGUGCCAGCUGGGAAGAGAGCUUCAAUGAAGCGAAGCAAAAGUUAGCGCUGUCUUCAGAUAAGAGGCCGUGUCCAGAAUUUGUUGGACCUCUGCCGAUUCGCAAGACCCGAGCUGGAUUACAGUUCACGUGCGCGGCGCCGACAAUUACCAACGGCCAAGGUUCCUCUGACGUUUGGGUAUGCAACAGUGAUGGAUACGUAGGACAGGUGUGUGUACUGAGCUUAAGUCCAGAGCCUCCGCAAGUAACUUCCUGCAAUGGUGUCUGCAACGCGAGGAUUCUUUGCGUUGCUGGUAUUCCGGCAAAAUUGCCUGGCUCCAAAUCGAGCACUCUCAAGUCAACUAAUAAUAAUAAUAAUAAUAAUAAUAAUAAUAAUAAUAAUAAUAAUAAUAAUAUGGAUGACAGUUCAUUAACGGGAAGCAAAAGUGGGAUAAGUAUUUCUAUACAAGACACCGAUGCGAGCGGAAGAAACAUUCAACUAGACAGCAGCUCAAGUUCUGAUGACUCAGACUCAGACGAAAUAACUCGCGCUAUUGAAACCGCCGCGGGAUCAAUGUACAGCGACUUGUCUAGCAUCGAUGGUGCUGACGAGGACACUAAUCAGCCGACGAUGUGGCUGGGUACUGAGGACGGCUGUAUACAUGUCUACAAUUGCAAUGACAAUAUUAGAAUAAAGAAGAAUAAAAUUAAAAUUCAGCAUGGCAGCAGCGUUCACUCGAUCAUCUAUUUGGACAACAAGGUAUUCGUCGCGCUGUCUAACGGAGAUAUUGUUGUCUACAGCCGGGAUCAGAAUGGCUGGAACACCUUGGAUCCUAUGACCGUGUCCGUCGGCACUACUGAGUACCCUGUCACCAAAAUGGUCCCUGUGUCGGUGAACAACAAACUCUGGUGUAGCUGUCAUAAUACUGUUAAAAUAAUAAAUAUUGUGACAUUGGAAAUAGAGCAUGCCUUCAAUGUCGGGGGUGAUAAUGCACGUCCGGUGUCUUGUAUCGCUUCGUCAGGGUCUCUUGGUGUGUGGAUUUCACUUCAUAAUAGUGCUGUACUUAAAUUGUAUCAUGCUACUUCUUAUGAGUGCUUGUCGGAUGUCAAUAUUGCGCCUGCUGUUACCAAAAUGCUUGCCAUUGCAGGUUGCGAUGACAUAAUAAGACAGCAUAAAGCAGCCUGUUUACGAGUUACCGCGCUUCUGGCGUGCAACGAUCUCUUAUGGAUAGGAACUAGUGCCGGUGUGCUUUUGACAGUACCCAUUCCACAUAUCAAAGCAUCGACGCAGAGAUUACCUCAAGCUCCAUCAGUUACCGGAAUACCACACGGUCAUACAGGACACGUGCGUUUUCUUACAUGUGUAGAAGCACCGUCACCAACAAAAGUAGACACACACUCUAAAAUAAAUCGUUAUUCAUUGAAAAUUGGUAAAACACCACAAACUAGCAGCAUAAUCCGUACAAAGCUGCUGGUUAUUUCGGGCGGUGAUGGCUACGAAGACUUCCGCGGGCCUCAGGCUUCUGCAGAGCUUCAAGCAGGUCGUGAAGACUCAACGAAUCAUCUUUUGCUGUGGAAAGUUUGAUACCUUCACCAAAAGCAGCUCAAUGACGAGCUUUGGAAUUUGAAUUUAAAAAUUUUCAUCAUCAGUUGACGCGACUGCCGUAUCGCUUAACUGGAAAAGUUUAAGCUCGAUCGCCGAGUUAAGGAUCGAGUAAAGAAGCGCUAACAAUUAUUUAAAUCAUUGCACGGCUGUGUAUUUUGAGUAAAGCCGAAGAAUGUUAACGCAUACAGUGUAA
Molecule: messenger RNA, 6984 nt
Organism: Cotesia glomerata
Lineage: Eukaryota; Metazoa; Arthropoda; Insecta; Hymenoptera; Braconidae
Product: rho guanine nucleotide exchange factor 17
Exons: 17
Coding region: 1161-6770 (1869 amino acids)
Biological process (GO): actin cytoskeleton organization
Molecular function (GO): protein binding; guanyl-nucleotide exchange factor activity
Source: RefSeq, a predicted model, not a curated record